Oenanthe melanoleuca is the source of this 5637-nucleotide messenger RNA. It is a transcript of the gene ACADSB, whose product is annotated as acyl-CoA dehydrogenase short/branched chain. The transcript has 12 exons. The record is from RefSeq and is a predicted model, not a curated record. Gene Ontology annotation, molecular function: acyl-CoA dehydrogenase activity; flavin adenine dinucleotide binding. Gene Ontology annotation, cellular component: mitochondrion. Lineage: Eukaryota; Metazoa; Chordata; Aves; Passeriformes; Muscicapidae. The coding region runs from base 1199 to 2500 and encodes 433 amino acids.
GAUCACACCGGGUGUUACCCGAGCUCUGCUGACACAACCACACCUCCUCCAGCUUCACACAAGCAGCAGCAGAGCACUGGUUACUCAUUUCCUACCCAGGCACAACUGCUGGCCUGAACAGUGGUCACAGCACUGAGGAGUUUGGACCGUGGGAAGGGGGAGUGAAGCACAGCGCCGGUGGCCGCCCGUGACCUGUCACCAACCCCGAACACCCGCGGCCCAUCCCGCCGCUCCUCCUCCGCCCCACGGCCACGGGAACCCCCCAGAAACCCGCGUGUCCCGUUCUGGGCUCCUCGGGACAAGACAGACGGAGCUGCUGGAGAGGAUCCAGCGAAGGGCAGCAAAGAUGCUGGAGGGACUGGUGCACCUCCCUGUCCGGGAAAGGCUGAGGGAGCUGGGGCUGCUCAGCCUGGAGAGGAGCCUGAGCUGAGCGGGGCUCAGCCCUGGGUGUCCCUGUCUGUCUGUCUGUCCCUGAGUGUCCCUGUGUGCAGACAGGGGCAGAGCAGGGCCCAGGUUCUGCUCCAGGGCCCAGCAAUGGCAUCAGAGCAACGGGCAGGAACUGAGCCCGGAGAGCUCCACCUGAACUCCGCUACUGUGAGGCUGACAGCUGGAACAGAGUGCCCAGAGCGGGUGUGGAGUCUCCUCACCGGAUACCCAGAACCUGUGCCGUGUGUUCUGCCUGAGCAGGGAGGUGGAAGCGGAUGGAUUCCUUCGAACCUCACCCGCUCCGUGAUUCUGCGAUUAUAGAAAUUGUGUGAUUUCUGUGAUUCCCCUGUUCUCUGUGUCCCCCGGCUUCACACCAAGGGAGCAGCCUCGGGGCUGCGCCGCUGACCCGGCCUCGCGGCCGGCCCUCCCCAAGCGCUGCCCCCGCCCCCGCCGCCCGGCUCCGUCAGGCACAGGGAGGUUCCGGAAAGAAAAGGAGGGAGGGAAAGAGAGAAGGAAAGAGACGGAAGGGCAGAAAAGAAGAGGGAAGGAAGGACAGGCAGCACUCACCGCCGCCGCCCCGCGCCGCUCCCGCCUCCCGCCGCCGCCAUAUUUGUUGUGCCACCCCCCGGCCCGGUCCGGCCCGGCCCCGCCCACCGCAGUCUCGCGAGACCAGCGCGCGCCGGCGGGAGCGGAGGUGUUGGCUCUGACGUCACUGGGGCGGUGGCUGUGACGUCACGGGGGCGGUGGUCUACGUCACGGGGCGGGCGCCAAAAUGGCGGCGGCGGCGGGAGCUUGGUUGAGGGGCUGCGCGAAGCAGCUGAGAAGACACAUGCCAGCACACUUGGCUCCUUGGAGGGUUUCUCCCCGUGUUUUUAGAUCCUCCAAAUCAGAACUCAAGCCAACUCUAGCCAGUGAUGGACUUGUCUGUGCUCCCCUUCAGAUGUUCACUGAAGAGGAGGCCAUGCUGAAAGACAUGGUGACCAAAUUUGCCCAGGAACGAGUUGCACCUUUCGUGCAAAAAAUGGACGAGAAUGCCAAAAUGGAAGAUUCCAUCGUACAGGGAUUGUUUGAACAAGGGCUGAUGAGUAUUGAGCUUGGGGAAGAAUAUGGAGGAACUGGAGCUUCAUUUUUUUCAAUCAUAUUGGCAGUGGAAGAAUUGGCCAAAGUUGAUCCAGCUGUGGCUCUUGUGUGUGAACUCCAAAACACUCUAACAAAUAAAUUGUUUACCACCUAUGGAACAGAAGAACAAAAGAGAACUUAUCUUCCCAGGGUGUCUAAAGAUACAUUAGGGAGUUUCUGUCUUUCGGAGGCUGGGUCUGGCAGUGAUGCUUUUUCCUUGAAGACUCGAGCUGAAAAGAAAGGAGACUACUACAUUAUCAAUGGCUCAAAGAUGUGGAUAAGCUUAGCAGAAGAUGCAGGAGUUUUUUUUGUCAUGGCAAAUACAGACCCAUCCUUAGGGUACAGAGGAAUUACAUGCUUCAUAGUGGAUCGUGACACAGAGGGGCUGCACGUGGGGAAAAAGGAGGACAAGCUGGGAAUCAGAGCAUCUUCCACCUGCCCAGUCACGUUUGACAACGUGAAGGUUCCUGAGAGCAAUAUCCUGGGACAAGUUGGACAAGGCUAUAAGUAUGCCAUUGGAAUGCUCAAUACUGGCAGGAUAGGGAUUGCUGCACAGAUGUUAGGACUGGCCCAAGGGUGCUUUGACCAUACAGUUCCCUACACAAAGGAGAGAGUCCAGUUUGGGAAAAGCAUCUUUGAUUUCCAGGGGAUGCAGCACCAGAUUGCCCAGGUGGCCACGCAGCUGGAGGCAGCCCGGCUGCUGACGUACAACGCGGCGCGGCUGGCGGAGGCGGGCAGGCCGGCCAUCAAGGAGGCCAGCAUGGCCAAGUACUUCACUGCUGAGGUUGCUACACUGACAACCAGUAAAUGCAUUGAAUGGAUGGGAGGUGUUGGAUUCACCAAGAAUUACCCAAUAGAAAAGUACUACAGGGACUGCAAGAUAGGUACAAUAUAUGAAGGAACUUCAAAUAUCCAGCUGAGCACAAUUGCAAAAUUCUUAGCACAGGAGUACUGAAACCAUAAGGACAUUUUUGAUACUACAUGAAAAUUAUUUCCCUGAACACUAAUUGUGAAUUACCUAUUUAUUUGUAAUUACAGAAAGCAUUGGUGACACCAUAAAUAAGAAUAAAUCAUCACAGUGAAAUCAUAGGGAAAACCAUGAAUUCCCCAUUUCAGGAGAAUGAGUCAUUUAUGUGCAAUCAAGAAUUCCACAUUCAAAUCCAAACUUCUUUCUGCCUGAGAGACUUCCAGGUGUUGGAUUUAGCUCCCUUAGGUCAUGCCAGCACUUGGAGAUUUCAAAGUGAAAAGAAAGGAAUCCAAGUCCCUGGCAUUUCUGUGAAUCCACCUGGGAGAAGGGACUCCCCACAUGCAGCAGAGCUGGUGUUUGGAGUGGGGCUGCAGUUGGGAUGUGCUGCCUGCAUUAGCAUGGGGUGCAAAGAGAGGGAAGUGGUGGUUUCCUCUCUCCCAGGUGGAGUGAUGUCUGUGGAGCUGCUGUAAUUGGAGUCAUUUUUCCAGCAGCCCUCAGUGUGUUCUUAAGGAUAUCUUUGUAAUUAAGCCCUUGCAGCCCCAAUUUGUACUCCUGAAAGGUGGAUAAUAUCCACCUCCCUUUCCAGCCUUCUCAGCUGUUAAGGGUUUUAAUCUAAGAGCCUAUUUAUAGUUCUCCUUUCAUAAAAGGUUGAGUUGAAAUCUUUCUGAAAUGGGGUUAAAAAAGCUCUAGUAGUUCUGCAAAAGGACAGAUACAAGCUGGGUAAUGGGAGUGCUGUGAUACUACCUCACAGUGGCCUUUCCACAUUCAAUGCAUUUUACAAACUUUAAAGGGGGGCACUGUUAAUUUGCAGCCUAGAAUUCCUUGCUCCUGGAAGUUAGUGGUUUUCUAGCACAGUUUUUCCCUUUUUUAAGAGAGAAGAGAGGGCAGGGGGUUGGGAAGUAUUUGCUUAUUUAUUUGUCUCUGUUUACUCUAAAAUUAGACAUUUUAUUUACAGCAGAACCUCUUCAGAGCUGGAGAGCUAAUUAACUAAUAAUCAAGAGACAGGAAGCUUAAUAUAUGAAAAAUCAUCCUAAUUGCUGUAAUUGGCAAUCUGUUUCAAGUGUUUUGGGGAGGGAAGGAUUGGUUUUCUGGUUUUGGCUGACUUAGAAGAAUCUCAUUUUUAAAGCUUGCCUUUCACUGAUGAUUCACUCUGAGUGGAGCUUAGAACAUUAUAGGCUGAGACUCCCAGAGGAUUUCCUAGCAAAAACCAGGGCAAGUGACACUUAACAAGUGGGAUUUGUAAAACAAGCAGUGCCUUUAGACAAAGAAACAAGCAAGGAUGAAAAGCACUAUUAAAAAGUUCUCUGACUUCAAAGGGAAGUAACUGCUUUAGUGAAUUAAUCCCUCUAUAUACAUGCUUUGCCUGUUAAUGGGCAAAGAAUUAUUGUGGUGAUUAUCCUUAUGCCAAUAAAAAAGCCCCUCCCAUAUCAGUUUGAUCAAGAGCUUUCAGGUUUUCAAAAAUACCAAGAGUAGGAAGGUAGACUAGAUGGUUUCUGAAGUUUUCUUCUGGCAAUAUUAUUAUUAAUCAUUAUCAUUAUUAAUACAUUUCAGAUUUGCUUGCAGGCUUUCUUUUAGCUGGAGAAAUUUAGAUUAGAAUUAAGACUACAGACACCACAACAUUUAACUACAGUUAUUCUGUUCAACACAGUCUAUCUCUGAAUCUAAAAUAAUCAUAAUCUCACUUCAAAAUGCUUGAGUUAAUGUUUGUUACUGUGCUGAGUGCCAAGGUGAGGCAGCUCUUGGCUGCUGAGGUUUAAUCUGCUUUGCUUAUGUGAAUGUUCACAGAAAACAGAGUUUGGUUUUUGCUGUGAUCUCCUGGUUUGAGACACUCUCAGCUUGGCAUCUGCAGUUUGGGUGAGACUGAGGACUGGCAAUACUUAACUGAUUCAAUACAGUGCCAGAAGCAAACCCUUUGUGGAGCAAAGUGCAGAGCUCUUUGAAGGACUGUUAAGGGCUGGAUAUCCAGGAUUAUGUAAAAAGACUCUGUGUAGAACUGUGUCAGGUAUCCAUUUGGAAAAAUAACCAGGAACAAAUGAGAUGAAUGUGAUUCCUCAUAGUCUGAUGUGGGAUUCCUGAGUCCAGGAAACAACCUGAGCAUCCUCAUCAGCUAUUCAACAGUAGCUGAUGAGCUUUUUUUUCUCAAUAAAGCAAGGUCAAGCCUUUAACUAAUGUUACAGCUGUAAAUAUUUCAUGUCUUUGUUAUGUAUGUUGUAUUUUGUACACAGUUUUGACAGAAAUAAAUAAUGUAAUGUAUUUGUAUACAAAAUUCUGUGGAGGAAUAUGUGCACAAAUCAAUUACAACCCCUGAGUAACUUUCCUUGUUGUUUUAAGAGGACAGAUACCUGUGUGGAGGGCAUUGGCUGCUCUGGUGACUGACUCUGGGGAGGGAUAACUUGGAGAGUCACAGGUUUGGGCUGAAGGGACCUUAGAUCCCCUGUUUUGGGCAGGGCCCCCUUCCACUAUCCCAGGCUGCUCCAAGCCCUGUCCAACCUGGCAUUAUUUCCUCCCCUCAAGCCUGGUUCUAUUGCUGCUCUGAACUCAGAUGUUUGGCUAGGAAUGAGAAGUGCUGUGCUGUUGUCCAGGAGCUGUUUAGAGCUGCCUGUGCUCCCUGUUCUGGUUUGGGACAGGCAUUUUUGGGUGGCAGUGAAUGGCAGUUCUACAUCUGGCACUGUGGGCACAGGCUGCAGAGCUGGUGUGGGCAAUGCUGGGAGGCUUUCUGAGCUUUUAAUCUGCUCUUUAUACUCAAUAUGUAUUUUAUUAGUGACUUUCCCCUUUUUAUGCCCUUAGUCCAUCCAGUCUGUUGUCCUGGCACAGUAGCUUCAGUAUCAAAUGUUGCAUGUGAGCAUCCCUGAUUAGAAGAAAAGUCCUGUAUUGAGAAUGUAUUAAAAAGUGCCUGAAUUUUGGAUUUGACUUGAUACAAUGCUAAUCUUGUAUAUCAGCUCAUGGUUCUCUAAUAUUCUAUCAUUUAAAAUUGUUACCAGAUCUUGCAGGUUUUGUACCAGGAGAGAGUGACUGUGUCAUGUCAGGUUUCUCUGGUUCUGUUCUGGUUGGUGAUCAAGGCAGAUCUCCACAGAAAGGUUUAAUCACUACUUGGAAAAUUCUCAAAUACAACAUUUUAUAUCAUC